CCUAAAACAUACGACCAGAUCACUAUUUAAUCGUCGUCUCGUUGCACUCCCUCGACUUGACAACGAACCAUGGGUGCUAGUCCCACUGUCAUCACCGAAGGCUCUGCUGCCUACACUCACCUUAUUGAUUCGAGGCCAUGGUACAGGAACAGGCGCCUUAUCAUACUGAACUUCUGGAUCAGUAUCAUGUUUGUUACGUCCUACACAUAUGGCUUUGACGGUAGCAUGAUGAACGGUCUGCAAUCUUUGACGCAGUGGAAUCAAGCGUUUGGUAAUCCUGCUGGUGGGAAGCUUGGAUUGCUCAAUGCUAUUCAAAACAUUGGGACCUUAUGUGCUUACCCGUUUGCGCCUUACAUGUCUGAUGGCAUGGGUCGGCGCUUCUCGAUUACAUUUGGUGCAAGUGUGAUGGUUGUCGCCACCGUGAUCCAGACUGCUAGUAAUUCUGUGCAGAUGUUUAUUGGAGCACGUUUCUUAAUCGGUUUCGGUCAGACAUUCGCUGCCUCUGCUGCUCCACUCCUUGUCCAUGAGGUUGCAUACCCUUCUCACCGCAAUCAGGCAAGUUCAAUGUAUGUCUCAUUAUGGUUCCUUGGGAGCAUCGUUGCGGCAUGGAGUACUUACGGCACAUUCACCAUCCAGAGCAGUUGGGCUUGGAGAAUUCCUUCUGCACUCCAAGGCGUUUCAUCUAUGAUACAAGUCUUAUUGAUCUGGUUCGUCCCCGAGUCACCACGUUGGCUCGUGAGCAAGGGAAAGGAGGAGCGUGCCCUCCAGGUUCUCGCUUACUAUCAUGCAAAUGGCAAUGCACAAGAUCCUCUUGUGCAGUACGAAUUGGAAGAAAUCAAGGCUGCCAUUGCUUUUGAUCGGGAAGUAGCUGGUAAUGUUGGCUGGCUGAGUUUGAUCAAAACUCCUGGAAACCGAAAGCGUUUGCGUCUUGCCAUCGCGAUUGUUGUCUUCUCUCAGUGGUCUGGGAAUGGUUUGAUCGCUUACUAUUUGAACAAGGUUCUCAUUGCAAUUGGAAUUACGAACCCGAAAACCCAGUUGCUGCUUAACGGUUCCCUCAAUACCUACAACUUCUUUGUUACCAUCAUUGCUGGCUUUAACUGUACCCGUGUGGGUCGACGGCCACUGCUCCUCAUAUCUUGCACCGGUAUGGUCGUCUUCUGGACCGCGCAGACGAUCUGCUUCUCCAUCCACCAAAGCACCGGUAGCAUCGCGGCUGGCAAUGCAGUCGUUGGUUUCAUUUUCCUGUUCUACACAUCUUACAACAUUGCAUUUCCACCUCUCCUUGCGUCGUGAGUCAUGUAAACUUCUGGAGUGAGACUCGUCGUGAAUUAUUCUACAAGAUACCCCAUCGAAAUUUUCCCGUAUCCCAUCCGUGCCAAGGGUUUUAUGGUGGCCAACUUCAUGAUGACUUUGGCUCUGAUCUUCAACCAGUAUGGUUCAAGCUCUUUGUCCGUUUAAAGGUCCACUCACAUUCGCAGAUAUGUCAACCCCAUUGCCCUUGAAGCUCUGCAGUGGAAGUACUACGUACGUGAGCUGUCUGACAUGUCUCCAUUCAUCCAAUGUUCUAUGUCAGCUGGUGUACAUCGCCUGGCUGUGCUUCGAACUUGUAUUCUGCUACCUCUUCAUCGUUGAGACCAAGAACCGCACUCUCGAGGAAACUGCCGC
Molecule: messenger RNA, 1665 nt
Organism: Suillus subaureus
Lineage: Eukaryota; Fungi; Basidiomycota; Agaricomycetes; Boletales; Suillaceae
Product: general substrate transporter
Exons: 23
Coding region: 70-1293 (407 amino acids)
Biological process (GO): transmembrane transport; carbohydrate transport
Cellular component (GO): membrane
Molecular function (GO): carbohydrate:proton symporter activity
Source: RefSeq, a predicted model, not a curated record